Ustilaginoidea virens is the source of this 327-nucleotide messenger RNA. RefSeq lists its product as uncharacterized. The transcript is spliced from 2 exons. NCBI's taxonomy places the organism in Eukaryota, Fungi, Ascomycota, Sordariomycetes, Hypocreales, Clavicipitaceae. The coding region runs from base 1 to 327 and encodes 108 amino acids. The record is from RefSeq and is a predicted model, not a curated record.
AUGUCGGACAAGCCCCGACCGGAAUCCGCGUCAGGUCCUCUCCUCUCCGACAUGAGCUCGCCGCUCGACAGCUGGCUGCUCGACAGCUGGUUCGGCUUCAUCUUCUGGGGUGUCGCCUUCUUUCGCAUGCGCAGCGCAGACGACAAGGUCGGCAGGGCGCGAAACCCCGCCGGCGACGGCUGUCGGGUCGCCCUCAACGUCGUCAUCAUCCUCACGGGGCUCUUCCUCCUCACGGUUGGAACGUAUGCCAGCGUGCAGGGCAUCAUGGAUUCCUUUCGGGCUGGAGAGGUAGGCGGCGUUUUCUCGAGCCAGAGCAACGCGGUGUAA